Messenger RNA from Amphimedon queenslandica, 983 nucleotides. RefSeq lists its product as uncharacterized. The transcript is spliced from 4 exons. Lineage: Eukaryota; Metazoa; Porifera; Demospongiae; Haplosclerida; Niphatidae. The coding region runs from base 155 to 493 and encodes 112 amino acids. The record is from RefSeq and is a predicted model, not a curated record.
AAUUGAUGGACAACUAGUAUCAUUAAAUAUCAGUAUUAAUAUUACAUUGGACUGCACUGGUGAAUCUCCUGAGAAUGUUACAGUUACUAUAGAGUGUAAUGAAAUUGGUGUUGCAUUUACUAACACAUAUCUAGUGGAAUAUGCUAAACGACCAAUGGAUAUAACAGGAUCAGUACCAGUGCCAUUAUAUCAACAUUGUAAUAUCAGUAUUGUAUUCAUUAAUGAGGCUGGUAGUAGUGAACCAUUUAUACUAGCAUUUAACACUACUCCUACACCAUCGCCUACGGGUACUUCACCUCCUGAUCUAUUACCAGAAAUUAUUGGAGCUACUGUUGGUGGUGCUGUACUACUGAUAAUAAUAAUAGUGAUAGUGGUGGUGGUUAUAUGCUGUAAAAACAGUAUCUCUUCUUUUAUCAAUAUUAUUAUUAGCUUAAUAGGAAGGGCUGGAGUAGUCUGGUCCUGCCUCUUCGCUAUGAUUUUCAAAGGUCAAUGAUUGUUCAUUGCUUCAUAGUGCUUCAAGUGAUGUGACAUUCAUAGCAAGGAGUGUGGAAAUACAGUUAAUGUAUUGCAAAUUUGUCAUAUAAUUCUAUUUAUUCAUAUCUUAUUCAUUGAAAAUGUCUUAUAAUGAUUAUAUAAUACAAUAAGAACAGUAAAAAGAGAAGGAAGAAGGGAAAAGUGCAAUUCAACAACAAAAAUACUGUUUAUAUGAAACAACAAUAAAAUUGAACCGAUAUGCAUGUUUCAUGGCAUCCAGACAAACUUGUAGCAUAUUACCCGGAUACCUUUCACUAAGAUGCCUCUUCAGAAUCAAUAAGACGCUGGAUGCUACCACUCUAUAGCUUGUUUUUCAGCAUUCUCUCCACAACUCUUGAAAAGUCGCCAUUUUGAUAAUUGGGGCGAGCAUGAGCGAGACCCACACUAAUCUGUCUAGGUCUAUUUGCGUUACGUCUUGUUUGUGAACGGAAAAAUACGAAAAUUAAAUU